CUCACUCAGCGCUCAUGCCCGCUGCUGCUGCUUCUGACUCUGGGAGGAUGGACGGUGUGUCGCUGCCGGGCAGUCUGGUGGCCGCGCCGGCCUCGCCGCGUCCAAACUGCAACACGGAUUCAGAGGAGGACACGAUGAAUGGAGGGCUGCACACCUUCAACCAGACGCACAUGAGGAAGGCUUUCCAGCUCAUGAACGAGCUGAGGAGUAAAAAGAUGCUGUGUGACGUCCAGCUGGUGGCAGGGAGUGUUGAAGUGCCAGCUCACAGGGUGGUCCUGGCGUCUUGUAGCCCCUACUUCUGUGCCAUGUUUACAGGUGACAUGAGUGAGAGCAAAGCCCAUCAGGUGGAGAUCAGAGAGGUGGACGGACAGACCCUGAGGAAGCUGGUGGACUACAUCUACACGGCUGAAAUAGAAGUCACAGAGGACAACGUCCAGGUUCUGCUGCCGGCAGCCAGCCUCCUGCAGCUGAUGGACGUGCGUCAGGUGUGUUGUGAGUUCCUGCAGUCUCAGCUCCACCCCACCAACUGUCUGGGCAUCAGAGCCUUCGCUGACCUGCACACAUGCACGCAGCUCCUCGACCAGGCCCACGCAUACGCCGAGCAGCACUUCUCUGAGGUGGUGCAGGGAGAGGAGUUCCUGGGCCUCUCUCUGCAGCAGGUGUGCAGCCUCAUCUCCUGCGACAAACUCACCGUGUCCACUGAGGAGAAGGUAUUUGAGGCGAUGAUAUCUUGGAUAAAGUCCGAUAAGCCAGCUCGUCUGGAGUACAUGCCCAAACUGAUGGAGCACGUCAGACUUCCACUGCUGUCCAGGGAUUACCUGGUGCAGAUUGUCGAGGAGGAGGCUUUGAUAAAGAACAACAACACCUGUAAAGAUUUCCUCAUAGAAGCCAUGAAGUAUCACCUGCUGCCAGCCGACCAGCGACACCUCAUCAAGACAGACCGGACCCGACCCCGGACCCCCAUCAGCAUCCCAAAAGUGAUGAUCGUGGUGGGCGGUCAGGCUCCGAAGGCGAUCCGCAGCGUGGAGUGUUACGACUUCCAGGACGACCGGUGGUACCAGGUGGCCGACCUGCCGUCACGACGCUGCCGCUCAGGUGUGGUGUCCAUGGGGGGCCGAGUGUUUGCAGUGGGGGGGUUCAACAGCUCUCUGCGGGAGCGCACGGUGGACGCGUACGACGCAGCGAGGGACCAGUGGAGCGCCGUGGCCAGCAUGCAAGAGAGACGCAGCACGCUGGGGGCCGCCGUGCUGGGAGACCUGCUGUACGCUGUGGGGGGGUUCAACGGCAGCAUAGGUUUGUCGACAGUAGAAGUCCUCAACUAUAAAACCAACGAGUGGAUGUACGUCGCCUCCAUGAACACCAGACGCAGCAGUGUGGGUGUAGGAGUGGUCGACGGUAAGUUGUAUGCAGUGGGAGGUUAUGAUGGAGCGUCCCGUCAGUGUCUCAGCACGGUGGAGGAGUACGACCCCGUCGCUGAUCAGUGGUGCUACGUGGCUGACAUGAGCACACGGCGCAGUGGAGCAGGGGUGGGGGUGCUGAGCGGUCAGCUGUAUGCAGCCGGGGGGCACGACGGCCCCCUGGUGAGGAAGAGCGUGGAGGUGUACGACCCCACGACCAACAGCUGGAGACUCGUCUGCGACAUGAACAUGUGCCGACGAAACGCAGGUACAGGUGUGUGUGCCAUUAACGGGCUGCUGUACGUGAUUGGGGGAGACGACGGCUCCUGUAACCUCUCCUCCGUCGAGUAUUACAACCCGGCCAUAGACAAGUGGAGCCUCAUCCCCACAAACAUGAGCAACGGACGCAGCUACGCAGGAGUCGCAGUGGUUGACAAGCCUUUAUGACAGGGCUCCUCCCACAGAGACCCCCCACUGAAGCUCAGCAGGAAGAAAUGGACAGGACGCCGCUAGUUGCCUGAAUCAUGGAUGCAUCUUGAGGAGUUUUUCUGGCGCCUUACCACAUCCUGACUUUGUUGCUAUGUCCGUUUCCAUCCUGACUUUUAAAGAACACAGCUGCACUGGAUAACAGACAGUUUCCACAGGAGGGCGGGCUCAAACAAACGUUGCCUUGGCGAGUUUUUAAAAAUGCCGAGCACAUACCAAGCGGCUGCAUCAGCUCUGACUUUAACGGCCAAACUGAGUGCUUUAGAUGUUUAGUGUUGUUCAUGUGAUGCAUCAGAUCCAGCACUUGAACACCAGCUGACUUCAGACCACCUUCAGUGUUAACAGUGUUGCUGCGAUCAUCAGGAGACGAAGCGUUAUCCAAAAUCCUGGAAGCCUGGACUCGCCGCUGGAGACUUUUUUUAAAUUAUGAGACGGCCACAUUUGAAGAAUUAACCUAAAGAGCUACAGAACAAUGUAAAGAAUGUAGAAAACAUCUUAUAUGCAAAUCAGCGUUCAUAUUUAAUAUGUUUGAGAUUGUUUUUAAGGAGGUUGAGAACCACUCGCUGAGGCCAGGUGAUCUGAUUGGACGGGAGGACUUUGUCUGUCGUCGACGCACUACUGAUGCACUGAUCAAUGCACUGACUGACCUGCUGUCCUCCAAACUCAUGGGGGGAUUUAAACUCACCGCUUAAAGGCCAAUUAUUUCAUCAGAUAUUGUAAAAAAAAAAAAAAAAAAAAGUGCCAGUUUUGCUGAUCCGAAUCCUGCUGGAGGUUUCUUGCCUAAAGGAGAGUGUCAAAAUGCACUGAAGAAACAACUGUAUAAUUCUAAUGUAAAAGAUGCAGGUUUAAGAUUUUCUAUUUAUUGUUUCAGGACAUUUGAUCACAUAGCAUUUAUUGCUUCAAAGGGAGGGUCUCAUUUCCUCCGCCUCAUGUUAAACUUGUGCUCCGCUCACACUCAUGCAGAUGAUGGUGGGUGCAUUUCGAUGACUGACUGGUGCCAUAGCUUUUGAAGAAAAAUACAUUUAGAGAAGCUGCUUUUAUGAGAGUUUUCAUUUCUGCCUGCAAUCUUCCAUAAAUCAUGGGGCGAUCGGCCUUCAUCUCAACGCCCUCUGACAAAAAAUGUACAAAAUACUGCACCGACCAUGCUGUUGUUUUUGUAUGAUUAGCUAAAUAAUGUCAACUACAUAACUCCCACCUCUUAUAUUAAGUUGAAUGUAUUUUUGUCAUGGUUGCAGGAAGUUUACUACAGAUAAUUACAAGUAUAAAACUACUAGAAACACUCUUCACAUAUGGACCUAUGGAGCUCACUGUUAUAAUCAGUUCAACAGCAACAUUUUUGACAUACUUUGUGUUAUAAUCAGUGCAACAGCAACAUUUUGACAUACUUUGUGAUGUUUAACUAAGGAAAUUCCUAAACACCGCCACGAUACAUUUCUGACAUCUAGGACUGUGCAGUAAUGCAGAGGAAAGCUUGGAUUGUGUGGUGCGUUCAAGUGUCUGCAGAGGAGUCAGAGAUCACAGUUAAAAAGACUGAACAACAGGAAAUAUUGAAGUUAUAUUAGCCCCUUCUUUUUCAAUUCAAUUUAAACAUCUUGUGCCAUGUUUGAAAGAACCCUGACAUUCGUGUAUUCAUUUAUUAAUGUUUCCUACAUAAGAGACUCAUUAGUUACACAUAUUACAUUGAUAUUUCCAACACAUACUGUAUGAAUGAUCGUCAUUAAAGUUGUUUUUUUAUCGUAC
This is a messenger RNA of Trematomus bernacchii (emerald rockcod), 3623 nucleotides long. RefSeq names its product kelch-like family member 3 (gene klhl3). Gene Ontology annotation, molecular function: protein binding. The record is from RefSeq and is a predicted model, not a curated record. Bases 15 to 1844 code for a protein of 609 amino acids. Lineage: Eukaryota; Metazoa; Chordata; Actinopteri; Perciformes; Nototheniidae. The transcript has 15 exons.